This is a messenger RNA of Postia placenta MAD-698-R-SB12, 1484 nucleotides long. RefSeq lists its product as hypothetical. The transcript has 12 exons. Lineage: Eukaryota; Fungi; Basidiomycota; Agaricomycetes; Polyporales; Adustoporiaceae. The record is from RefSeq and is a predicted model, not a curated record. The coding region runs from base 14 to 1411 and encodes 465 amino acids. Gene Ontology annotation, molecular function: acyltransferase activity, transferring groups other than amino-acyl groups.
AGCAGAUCUUGUUAUGCCUCCCACGGUCCCGUCGACGCGAAGGUCAUUUAUUAUUGGGGUAGGAUGCACGGCGUUCAUCAAGCCGCGGGGUCUGAGGACCACUGAGGACAUGGGCUUAGAGGCGACGACGAAGGCACUCCUUGACGCAGGCAUUACGUACGAUGCCAUCGAAACAGCAUUUGUUGGGUAUUGCUAUGGUGAUUCAACAUCCGGUCAGCGAGCAUUAUACAAUCUGGGCAUGACUGGAAUCCCAAUAACCAAUGUCAACAACAACUGUUCCACCGGAAGCACCGCUUUAUAUCAUGCCAACAACAUGGUGAAGUCUGGAAUGAUCCAGUGUGGGCUCGCACUUGGAUUUGAGAGGAUGGCCCCUGGCAGCCUAGCUACCAAUUUCAAAGACAGGACACCGCCUGUUGCAACAUUUGACGAGGCAACGAAGGACGCGGAGGCAUCACUGAGUAGUGGUUCCAACUUCGGGCCAGGCGCUCCUAGGAUGUUUGCCAACGCCGCACAGGAAUAUUUUGAUAAGUAUGGUGCGAAAAUUGAACAUCUCGCGAAGAUUGCUGCAAAGAACCACAAGCAUUCCAUCAACAACCCAUAUUCACAAUUCCGUGAUGGUUGGACAGCCGAACAGGUGCUAGCCGCGCCGAAGAUAAAUAAGCAGUUGACAAAAUAUAUGUGCAGUCCCACUUCAGACGGUGCGGCUUGUGCCAUAGUCGCAUCCGAAAACUUUGUGCGCGCUCAUGGUCUCGAGAACCAAGCCAUCGAAAUUGUCUCCCAGGCACUGUGCACUGAUCAACCUGGAACUUUCGAGUCAAAACGUGCCAUUGAGGUCGUAGGAUUUGGCAUGACUAAGAACUGUGCUGAUCAGGUCUUCAAUGCGGCCGGUUUCAACGAAGGAGAUGGAAGAGAUGAAGUCGGUGUGAUCGAACUCCAUGAUUGUUUCUCCGCGAACGAGCUGAUUACAUAUGAUGCGCUGGGGCUGUGUCCUCCAGGUGAAGCCGCCAAAAUAGUGGAACGGGGUGAUAACACUUAUGGCGGUAAGUUUGUGAUCAACCCAAGCGGCGGAUUGGAGGCGAAAGGUCAUCCGUUGGGUGCCACGGGGAUAGGCAUGCACUUCUAUGUUGUUAUGCAACUGCGGGAUUGGGCCGGUCCGAUGCAGGCGCCUGGACUGUUUGACGGCACUGACAAGCGGGGAAAGUACGGUCUUGUACACAAUAUAGGCAUUGGCGGUGCGGUAGUAUGCAGCCUCCUGCGCCGCCCCGAGUUCUUCCAAGCGGGAGGAGAAGAUGGUAGAGCACGAGUUGGCUACAAUCAUGCCCACGAGUGUCGACCUAUCACCAUAGCAGACGUCGACAAGGUCAAAUCGGAGAAGAACUCUCCUUAUAUCCUGCAACGGGCCCGACUCUGAUCUGAACCCGCCCGUAGCUGCUCGGUGUAGUGUAUUUGUAUUCAGAUGUACGAAUAUGUAUAUCUGUCCUGCU